Cladophialophora bantiana CBS 173.52 is the source of this 2112-nucleotide messenger RNA. RefSeq lists its product as uncharacterized. The record is from RefSeq and is a predicted model, not a curated record. The coding region runs from base 1 to 2112 and encodes 703 amino acids. Lineage: Eukaryota; Fungi; Ascomycota; Eurotiomycetes; Chaetothyriales; Herpotrichiellaceae. Gene Ontology annotation, biological process: positive regulation of transcription by RNA polymerase II; DNA-templated transcription. The transcript has 3 exons. Gene Ontology annotation, molecular function: zinc ion binding; sequence-specific DNA binding; DNA-binding transcription factor activity, RNA polymerase II-specific.
AUGCAUACGGUACGACAUUCCAGUCCACACAACGAUGACGUGCAAGAACGACCAGCCAAGCGACGAGCCCGAAGCGCCGUUGCCUGUCAGAGAUGCAAAGGCCGCAAGCAACGCUGUGACAAUGAGUUCCCAUCUUGUUCCAAUUGCCUCUGUGCCGGCGAGGCUUGCUCUUACGGCGUCAAGCAAGUCUACCCGUCAGAAUAUGUCAGGUCAUUGGAGAACCACAUCGCUCAACUCGAGCAGUCACUAACCUCGGUCGAUCCCAAAUUGGCAGCCGAUCAUCUCGCAAAUAUGAACGAGGCCGCAGCUCCUCGUUCCUCAAGAGCGUCUGUCGAACGGCGAAGCCAUGACGAUCGAGAGGAGAAUGCGGAACCAAGCCUGGAGUUAGGGGUUGGUUUCGUUGCACUGUCGCCAAAUUCGUAUCUGGGAACAUCCAGUGGAUUUCAGCUGGCAAAACUGGUCAAAUCCGCAAUGAAUGUGCCAAACCUGGAUGCACACUCGGCUGGAGGAUCGCGGCUUGGGAUGGAUCAAGUCUCCUCCGCGCGUUCUCAGCAGCAGCAGGGGUCCGAAAACUCCGUUUUCGCCGAAAUGCCCACCGACGAAAUGGGGGAAGAACUCACCAGUACUUAUCUCCUGAAAGUCUAUCCCAAGCAUCCAUUCUUGUCCAAGGAGAGGGUUCAUGCUCUGAACAAAGACAGAGCAAAUCUCAUGUCUGCUCAUCAAUCACAAUCGAAGGAAGGCCGGGCGAAUCGAUUAGAUUAUGCUAUUUUGCAUUUGGUUUAUGCAAUCGGAGCGAGGUAUCUGCAAUUGGCAGAUGAUAAUUCCUAUCCAUCACCCGAGUCUCACUACGCAGCUGCGUUGACAGAGAUUGACAUAAUAUCCGACGUGCGAAGCCUCGAGAAUUUGGAGGCAAUGCUCCUGCUAUCCAUCUACCAGUUGAGAUCACCUACCGGUCCAGGAGUAUGGUGGAUGAUAGGGACAACGAUGCGACAUUGUCUCGAUGGCGGUCUCCAUCGAAAGACAAAUAAUUUAUCCAACUUAGUCGAUCAACGGCGCAAACGCAUAUUCUGGACGGCGUACAUGUUAGAGCGGUCUGUUGCCAGGACUGUCGGCCGCCCAUACUCUGUAUCGGACAGGGAUAUCGACGUUCCCCUACCAGCAAACAUUGAAGACUCGUACGAAACAGAGGAAGAGAUCACUGCAGCCAUUCUACAAUCGUUGGCAAAUCCACACCAAAUCACCUCCCUAACGGCCGCAAUCCAUAUCAUCCGGAUCCAGCAGCUAGAGUCUAAAAUCUCCCAUACUGUAUGUCGGGUGGAUAAACCCAUAUCGGAAAUCAGUCCGCACAAGAUAACCAAACUUCGAAACGCCCUCGAGGAGUGGAAGGCUGCCAUCCCAUAUGUCUCGCAUCCCGAAAACGAGGGGAAGCUCCCAUACAGCACCACCGACUACCACAUGAUACAAUACCACAAAGCCUUGGUUCUCCUUUUCCUGCCUUUGCUCCCAUCACUCUCACCAUCGCACCCGGACUUUCGCCUUUUCGCCUACUCGGCUGGACAGAUCUGUCAGAUGUACAAAAGACUCCACAACAAUCAGUCAUAUAUUUCGUUCUCGCUGCUCGCCCUCCACGCAAACUUUGUCGCUGGCCUCGCUCUGGUGUACUGUUUCUGUCUGGACCCAACCCUGUUCGACGCGAAUUUCAGCGGCGACAUCCGCGCCUGCAGCACCAUGCUGUACGCCAUCUCUGAACGCUGGCCAGCGGCGCGAAAGGUGCGCAACGCGUUUGAAAGCCUCGUCUCCGCCACGAUCGAGGGGAAUCACGGCACCACUUCGACAUCGUCAUCGUCGUCAUCAUCAUCCGGGCGCACUGCCCGGAUCUCCGGGAGAAACAGUCAUGGACAACACGCACUCGAGGUGCAAUCACUCCUGAGCCACCACGAAAAUACCGACAGCGACCGAUACGCCGAAAACCGAGUCCAAGAUAGCGUCUGGGAUAGCUUUGAAACGGUACUCGGAGAUUACCAGAUCAACGACACAUGGAUGUAUGACGGUAUCAUUCACGCCAUGGACACCUUUCCGACAGAAGGCUGGUCUAUGUGGGGAGAUAUUUGA